AUGCAGCUGCUUGUACUUCUGUUUCUGGUCUCAGUGACUGUCUCUUAUACAAAAGUUCCGAUUUCUUCAUGUGGCCUGAGUUCCAAAUUCAGAGCCACUUCCUGGACAGUACCAAGAAUCAAAGAAGGAACCUCAUCAAGGACAUCUGAAAUCCUACCCUGGCAGGUCAGCAUUCGAACCAAAGACAAGAUUAUCUGCAGAGGAGCAAUUCUGAGCAGUUGGUGGAUCCUGUCUGCAGCUCACUGCUUCACGGAGGACCUGGACGGUAGGCACGUUGGUGCGCUUAUGCACGCCCCCUUGCAUGGGAAGCCUUCAGAGAAAAAGAAGUUGGACGUGGUGAUCAUCCAUGAAGACUUCAACAGUACCAGCUUGAGAAACAACAUUGCUUUGAUCUUAUUGGAUUCUCCCAUCAGCUUCAGUGAAAAAACGACACCAAUUUGCUUCCCUUUGUUGCAGGACCUCAGCGUAUGCCAAGACUGCUGGGUUGCCACAUGGAAGACUCUAAUGGCUGAUGAUGUUGAGAAAUUAACCCACAUAUUAAUGAAGGUGGCUCUAAUUGACCGAGAUGUAUGUUCCAAGGAAAUCCAAGGGUUAAUCGGGAAUGUCUUCUGUGCUGUUUCUAAGGAAAACAUGGAGGAGAACUAUUCUGGAAGCAACAUGAAAUGGUUUGUGGUUGGCAUAGCAAGCUGGGGAGGUAACUGUGACCCAGAGGCAAGCCUCACGGUCUACACUGCAGUCUUCAGCUACCUUGACUGGAUACAAAAGGCCACUGGGCAAGAAGGAAAGCCCUUUAUUCCUGAAGGAGCAGAUGACAUUGGACCCGACACUCAAGUCUUUAUCCCAGAUUCUUUUUCCGGUUCUUCCCUCCUUUCAAUGACCUGCGCGAUUGCACCAGUUUUGUUUACACCGGACUCCUUUUUAUUAUAAAGUAUAGAUAUUGUAUAUUGUUCUGCCCCCAA
Molecule: messenger RNA, 959 nt
Organism: Notechis scutatus (mainland tiger snake)
Lineage: Eukaryota; Metazoa; Chordata; Lepidosauria; Squamata; Elapidae
Source: RefSeq, a predicted model, not a curated record